This is a messenger RNA of Anopheles maculipalpis, 1077 nucleotides long. RefSeq names its product glycoprotein-N-acetylgalactosamine 3-beta-galactosyltransferase 1-like. The coding region runs from base 1 to 1077 and encodes 358 amino acids. NCBI's taxonomy places the organism in Eukaryota, Metazoa, Arthropoda, Insecta, Diptera, Culicidae. Gene Ontology annotation, molecular function: N-acetylgalactosaminide beta-1,3-galactosyltransferase activity. The record is from RefSeq and is a predicted model, not a curated record. The transcript has 3 exons. Gene Ontology annotation, cellular component: membrane.
AUGUUCAAAAUAAUGUUCAAAAGAUCUCUAGCGAUAAGUCCUCGCUACUAUCACUUUCUGUUUGGAAUUCUGUGCGGAUGGAUUCUUUCGAGGGUGAUACACGAUUUUUCAACGAUGGAGAACGGACUCGUGGACACUCAGUCUCCUAUUUUAAACAUUGCGGAAAGAGUUCGUGUGCUUUGUUGGGUAAUGACCACACCAGCCAACCAUCAGGAUAAAGUGAUCCACGUUAAAGCUACAUGGGGUGCACGUUGCAACAAGCUGCUGAUCAUGAGCUCCGUCGCUGAUUCCACAGUCGAUAGUAUUGCUCUGCCUGUUCACGAAGGCAGGGAAGGCCUCUGGAACAAGACACGCGAGGCGUUCCGAUAUAUUUAUACACAUCAUCUGGAGGAGUAUGAUUGGUUCUUCAAGGCGGAUGACGAUACGUACGUAGUGGUGGAGAAUCUUCGCUACUUUCUUUAUCCAUAUUCACCCGAGUUGCCGAUCUACUUUGGAAGUAAGUUCCGGUAUCCGCAGUAUGUGAAGCAGGGCUAUUUCUCUGGUGGUGCUGGGUACGUCCUUAGUCGGGAAGCAUUAAGACGCUUUUACGAACAAGCACUGCAGGAUGAGGAAAUUUGCUCGAAUGUUUACGAUACUGAGGAUCUUGAAAUGGGAAAAUGUAUGGAGAGUGUAAAUGUUACAGCAGGUGAUUCACGGGACCAUUUGGGCAGAAAGCGAUUCCUGCCCAUGGAUCCCAUCUACCAUCUGGCCGAACCAGAUGAUCCCAGCUUUUGGUACAAUGAAUACUCCUACUACAAACCCUUCUACGGGAGGAAUUGUUGCUCGGAUCUAGCGAUCAGCUUCCACUACAUACCGGGCAACCAUAUGUACAUGAUGGACUACCUGAUCUACGAUCUGCAUGCGUGGGGUUUAAACUAUCGGUAUCCACCAUUGGAUAAAGCGAAAACACUAGAAGAUAUAAGAACCGUUGCUGGACCUUACCCGUUUAGUACUUUACGUCCUCCAAUAGAGACGAAUACGAACGCAAUAAGCAUGGAAUCAAUGGACAAUGCAUCUUCUUCUAUUGCACCAUUGUGA